Molecule: messenger RNA, 1624 nt
Organism: Asterias rubens (European starfish)
Lineage: Eukaryota; Metazoa; Echinodermata; Asteroidea; Forcipulatida; Asteriidae
Product: type I phosphatidylinositol 4,5-bisphosphate 4-phosphatase-A-like
Exons: 8
Coding region: 19-822 (267 amino acids)
Biological process (GO): phosphatidylinositol dephosphorylation
Cellular component (GO): phagocytic vesicle membrane; plasma membrane; lysosomal membrane
Molecular function (GO): phosphatidylinositol-4,5-bisphosphate 4-phosphatase activity
Source: RefSeq, a predicted model, not a curated record
GUUAAAGUUGAAGCGAAGAUGGCGGACUCGCGCAAGGAAGAAAGCGAACCUCUGCUCAGUAACUCGGAUAACAGCGAGAAUGAGUUGAUUGCUCCAUCAGCCCCGUCUCUACCUCCAAUAAAUUCAACCGAACUUGAACCACCAAUAGUAGGUGAUGUCCCGCCACCCGUUCAACCCGGGGAGUUACCCCCGCCUUACUCCCCUGCGCCGGAGGGCGGGGUGCCCAUGAUCAACUGCCGAGUAUGUCAGGCUAUGAUCAACCUGGAGGGACGGAUGCACCAACAUGUUGUGAAAUGCAGCUCUUGUAAUGAAGCAACGCCAAUCAAAGAAGCACCUACAGGAAAGAAGUAUGUCCGCUGUCCGUGUAACUGUCUGCUCAUCUGCAAACUCUCAUCAAAGCGUAUCGCUUGCCCUCGAGCCAACUGUAAGAGAGUCAUCAAUCUUUCACCGACGGUCUCAAUUGCGAGUCCAUCCUCUACAAACGUGACUAGAACUGCUAGCUACCGAGUCAUAUGUGGACAUUGCAACGAGGGUUUCAGAUUUCCACACAAAUCAGCAUUAGCCAGGUGUCCCUACUGCCGAAGAGUAUCAUCCGUUGGUUCAGCCUAUGCCAAGAAUAGAUGUCUCAUCUACAUUGUGGUUGGACUUAUUUUCCUUGGAGCUGGAGUCGGCGUUACGCUCGGGACCUAUUCCAUGGCUGAAAAUCAAGGUGGGAUUUACGUCGUAUGGAUUGGUGCCUUUAUUGUUGGGAUCUUAAACCUGAUGCGAGGGAUUUAUUACGGCGUCAUGACGGUCAGCAACUUUGAAACUGGUGAAACCUAAGAACUGACUUGGGAUUAGCACCACCACAUCACAAAACCCUACGAAGCUUGACUGACAAAGACGGGCAGUGGGUAACCAAAGAUGAGAGAUUAUUAUACAAUUUUUGUUUCAGAUGAAGUGAUUGAAACUAAGUUGAGGAGAUCUUGGUCAGCUGUUUUUUUAAAGAGUCUGUACAAUUGAAUAAAUAGAUCACUACAAUUUCCCCUCAAGUAUUCUCUGUGGAUUAUUUUACUAGAAAGGUUCCUCAGACUCAUUCCAUUGCAAUACGCGUCAUCGACCGCCAUAUUUGAUGAAUUGUACAUGGGUGAAGAGCUACCAUUGGCUAAGAGCAGCGUGUACACGCGUGCACUUUUCCAGUGUAAAUACAUCAAAGAUGGCUGUCAAUGACACAUACUACCAUCUAUACAUGUGAAUGGUGUAUCAUAUUCCACAGACUCCGUUAGUGCUUUGGGUGUAGGGGCUUUAAAGAAAUUUGAUGUAAUAAUUAUAAACCAUAAGGUUGAACAAAGAAAAAUUACCAGGCAUUUCUCUCUCUGAGACUGUUUUCUCUGGUACAACGGUUGAUUUUUUUACCGUGUUUGAAAAUUGGAAGAAAAGAUUGAGUGCGUUUCCAAACAUCAUGCUGUUUCAUUGAUUUUAUCAAUUCAUUUGAGAACCUUUUGGUUGGUGAGUAGUUUGCAACAUCUCAAUUUAUGUUCUGGUGUUUAAUAUUCCGAAUCUUCUUGUCUUUAUUAAAGACACUGGACACUAUUGGUAAUUGUCAAAGACCAGUCUUCUCUCUGGGUGUAUUUCAACAUAUGCA